AUGGAGACCUUUGUUCUGCUGCUGCUUGGCCUGGGGCUGGUUCUUACAGGAGCUUCUGGAAACAUAUUGGAGAUAAUGAAGGAAGAAUUUGCAAAGGAAGAAAUGCAAUCUUCUGUGGCAAAAAGUGGCCAUUUGGAACAGACUGUUGAGGUAUUAAUGAACUUCACCCUGUUCGAUCAAAAUACCAGCAUGUCCAAGGUUUUUCCUUCCUCGCUACUGACAUUCAGAAGAUCGCAUUUUAACACCCCCAAGGGAAACAUUCUGGGUAACCAUCAAGAAUGUUGCAACAUAACAGUCUGGAGGAAACUUUUAGAAGCUAAUAGGUCCUGCAGAUUGAGAAAUAACUUUAUCCCUGGCACCAUGGAAGUGACCCACCAUGGCCACACGGCCCCUGGAUGCGAGUGUGGACAGAACCCCAUCAUGAACAUCUGGGAGAGCCCAGAAGUGGAGAAUACUAUGUGCCAGCUCUCUACGGGCAGACAGUCCAACAGGUGCCAAUACCACAGAGUUACCUCGCUAAAGAAGAUGUUCACGGUGCUGACAGGUCAUUCUCUGAUGAGCUGGUUAGUUAGUGGUUCUAAACUGUAA
Molecule: messenger RNA, 588 nt
Organism: Dipodomys ordii (Ord's kangaroo rat)
Lineage: Eukaryota; Metazoa; Chordata; Mammalia; Rodentia; Heteromyidae
Gene: Rnase11
Product: ribonuclease, RNase A family, 11 (non-active)
Exons: 1
Coding region: 1-588 (195 amino acids)
Molecular function (GO): nucleic acid binding
Source: RefSeq, a predicted model, not a curated record